Messenger RNA from Orussus abietinus, 2553 nucleotides. RefSeq names its product mite allergen Eur m 3. The coding region runs from base 70 to 966 and encodes 298 amino acids. Lineage: Eukaryota; Metazoa; Arthropoda; Insecta; Hymenoptera; Orussidae. The transcript is spliced from 7 exons. Gene Ontology annotation, molecular function: serine-type endopeptidase activity. Gene Ontology annotation, biological process: proteolysis. The record is from RefSeq and is a predicted model, not a curated record.
UCAACGAGCCGUCAAUUCGAAAUCCGAUCUACGCAAUCACAUAAUCUCGAAGAAUCGUCGGUUGAUCAGAUGACGAUCCGGAUGUUCAUCUCUCUACUUCCGGUGUUCAGUCUCGGCGACGCCUUCGACCUCUACAGAGCAAAUCGCGUCUUCGUCGAGGACGACCGGACACCGGAAGUGCCUUAUCAGGUGUCGCUGCAGCUGGCGAGGAGGAGCCUGCACUUUUGCGGCGGCGGCGCUCUCGGCGACAAGUGGGUUAUCACGGCGGCUCAUUGCGUUGACGAACUGGUAAAUAAUGUCACCCUCGUUAAAGUAGUAGCCGACACGAGAGAUCUGCGUCUGCCAGGAAGUACGCAUUACGUCAAGAGGAUCAUCAUCCACAAGGAUUACGACCCGACCGACUCCUGGAGGAACGACAUAGCGCUCCUCGAGCUGGUGGAAGGAUUCAAGGAUAAAGGACCCCUGGACUACGCAAAAUUGCCAAAUCCUGGACAGGAAUUGCUCGCCGGCGAAUUGGCAUUCUCCGUAGGCUGGAGUCGCCCAUUUAAAGAGUCCAAUCGUCUCACAAGAAUGCAAGGCAUCGACGUGGAAAUUGUUUCUCGAGAGGAUUGCGCAAAAUCGUACGCGGUUUUCGGACUCGGGAUUUAUGACACCCAGAUUUGCGCAUAUACCCCAAAUCAUAGAAAAGAGUCAUGCAAUGGGGACUCGGGUGGUCCUUUGGUGGCCAACUCGGAGCUGGUGGGCCUCGUCUCCUGGGCAUACGGAUGUGGCGACAGGAACUUCCCUACGGUCUACACCAGGGUCUCCGAAUAUCUGACUUGGAUUGCGGCCAAUGGCUUCCUGAACCACCUUCGUCCUGGAGGAGACUCGAUCGAUCAUAGUCCAGGCGCGACCUACACAGAAGUUCUCGGGGAUGCGCCCUCUAGAGAGCUGCACGAAUCGACCCGUCCGCCGGAAAUUCCCUAAAAUUUCCUAAAAUUCCCUGAUAUCCCCUGAAGUUCCAUGAAAUUCCCUGAAAUUUCCUAAAAUUCCCUGAUAUCCCCUGAAAUUCCAUGAAAUUCCCUGAAAUCCCUUGAAAUCCCCUGAAAUUCCCUGAAGUCCCCUGGUCCCCUGAAAUUCCCUCAAAUCCCCUUAAAUUCCCUGAAAUUCCCUAAAAUCUCCUAAAAUUCCCUGAUAUCCCCUGAAGUUCCAUGAAAUUCCCUGAAAUCCUUUGAAAUCCCCUGAAAUUCCCUGAAGUCCCCUGGUCCCCUGAAAUUCCCUGAAAUUCCCUGAAAUCCCCUAAAGUCCCCUGAAAUUCCCUGAAAUCCCCUGAAGUUCCCUGAAAUCCCCUGAAAUCCCCUAAAUUCCCAGAAAUUCCCUGAAAUUCUCUCGAUCCUAUCGCCGAACGCAAAGACGCAAAUAUCUGCACCGAAACGCCCCUGCGGAUCGAUUGCUAAUUAUUAUUUAAAUAUUCGUUAUUCACUCGGCGAGCGAGAGGGAGGCGCCGCCGAUUAGCAAUCGAUUUGCCCAGAAAAAGGAUUCGCAGUCGUAGAAAGAAAUUUUACUGGCAGAAACGUGAACAGUUGAAAAUGGAUCAGGAAAAGUCUUGUUCGAAUACAUUUUUUGUUAUAUCGACAACAAAAACAUUUUUAUUAUAUUGACAGCGAAGGUAUGUUUGUUAUAUACAUUACCAUUCAUAGUUGUAAAAAGAAAUUUUACUGCCAAAAAUGUGAACACUUGAAAAUGCUCAAGCAAAAGUCUUGUCCGGGUACUUUGUUGUUAUAUUGACGACAAAAACAUUUUUGUUAUAUCGACAACAAGAAUAUUUUCAUUAUAUUGACAUAAAAAUCAUUUUUGUUAUAUAGACAACAAAAAUAUUUCUGUUAUAUACAAUUUCAUUCACAGUCGUAAAAAGAAAUGUCACUGCUACAAACAUGAACACUUGGAAAUGGACAAGCAAAAGUCUUGUCCGGAUACAUUUUUGUUAUAUUGACGAUCAAAAAAUGAAUACGUAAAGUGAACGUUUCUCAUAUACGUAAAUUGAACGUAGAGGAAAAACCGUGGGUGGAUAAACGUUUGAUUUUUACACUAACCACCCAUAUUCCACUAGAUUUAUGUGUAUAAAACCCGAAUUCCGCUUUGUGUUUAUUAGGAACAAUUGCGUAAAAUCUCCAUUUGCUCGGAAUAAACGCAUGAAACAAUUAAUACGUAAAAUCAACGUUUCAUAUACGUAUAUUGAACGUAGAGAGAAAACCGUGGGUGAAUAAAUGUUCGAUUUUUACACUAACGAUCUAUAUUCCACUAGAUUUACGUGUAUAAAACCCGAAUUCCGCUUUGUGUUUAUUGGGAAGAAUUGCGUAAAAUCUCCAUUUACGUAUUUCCUGAUAACACGGGAUCCCAAGUGCGGGAUAUCGCCGACAUUCAUCUAAUUUCGUGCUCGAGUCUAUGCAAGCGAGCCCUCGUCGCAAUUAAUCGGAGGCCGGAAUAAUCUCGGAGGAUCUUAAUUAAAAAUUGUACUACGAGGAUCAGCGGGGAUUAUCGCGCCACCGGGCCGAUUCGACCGAUCGAUACGAG